AUGCGUAUGGAAUUCCUUAUACCCUGUCCCGGGCAUCUCAGUCUAACGCAACGCAUCUUCAUCAUCAUCAUCGACGGCCAAUGAACCCUUUUCCGAUUUGAAUUUGUUUUCCGAUGUUGGCGUUCUCCAAGUUCAGGAAAGCAGCGGAGGUCUCCUGCGUAUUCCGUCGAAGCCAAAAGCUUCCCACAUACCUCCGAAGAUUUUCCCUUCCGUCCGAGGAAUCUCCCUCUUCGGACCCGCAGUUGCCGCUUCGUUUCUGCAUCUCGUUGGCGCUCAAGUUCGAGACUUUAUCCAGCGGCAAAUACCGUGCUUUGGUGAGUGAGGUCCUUUGCACCAACAACUGGUUUUCCCUUUACUGGGAGGCCCUUGAGUAUCUCAAGAAAUCCGGAGUUUUAAUAACUUCUGAUUCGGUUUGUGUUUUGAUUCGGGCGUAUUGGCGAGUGGGUCUGACCGAGAAGGCUAUAGAGUCGUUUGGUAGAAUGGGUGAGCUUGGGUGCAGGCCCGAUGCUCGUGCCUAUAACACCAUUUUGGAUAUUGUGUUUCAGAAAGAGUUGUUUGUGUUGGGUUUUGCGGUGUAUAAUCUGAUGCUUAAGACCAACUGUGGUCCUAAUGAACGCACUUUUGACAUGCUGAUUGGAGGGUUUUGUAGAAGUGAUGAUGUUAAUGGUGCGCUUGAGAUGCUCGAGGAGAUGCGCCAAAGGGAUGUAGAGCCGAGUGAGAUGACAUUUUUAGCUAUUUUUUCUGGUCUGUGUCGUGGGGGGAGGGUACAUGAGGCACACAGAUUGUUUAAUGUGAUGAGAGAAAGUGGGCGCAAGCCUAAUUUUAUGUCUUAUUGUGUUUUGUUUAAUGGGUAUUGCAAGAUGGGGAGGUUAGAUGAAGCCGUUUCGAUUCUGCAAUUGUUAGAGAGAGACAGGUUACCCCUUAAUGUAAAGGGCUACAGUCAUCUGAUUGCUGGCUUUUUUAGGGAAAGGAGAUACAAUGAAGCGCAUUCGUGGUAUGGAAGGAUGCUUAAGAAGGGUAUUGUUCCAGAUGUUGUUUUGUACACAAUUUUGAUACGGGGUUUGUCGAGUGAGGGCAGGAUUGGUGAAGCUGUGAACAUGUUUUGUGAGAUGACCCGGCGAGGCUUAGUUCCUGAUGCUGUUUGUUACAAUGAAGUUAUUAAAGGUCUCUGUGACGCUAAUCUUUUGGAUCGAGCACGAGCUCUCCAACUUCAAAUUUCUGAGCAUGAAGGGUUUCAUAAUGUUUGCACGCAUACCAUUCUCAUCUGUGACUUGUGUAAGAGAGGAAUGGUUGCCGAGGCACAAGAAAUAUUUAAUCAGAUGGAGAAGCCUGGGUGUUUACCUUCAGUUGUAACCUUCAAUGCUCUUAUAUAUGGACUGUGCAAGGCUGGUAAACUGGAGGAGGCACAACUCAUGUUGUACAAGAUGGAGAUUGGGAGAAGUCCUUCGUUAUUCUUCCGGCUUUCUCAGGGUUCUGAUCAGGUUUUAGAUGGUGUUAGUCUCAAGAAAAAGGUGGAGCAAAUGUGUGAAGCUGGACAGAUUUUGGAAGCUUACAAGUUUCUCAUUCAACUUGCUGAUAGUGGGGUUAUGCCCGACAUUGUGACGUACAAUGUUCUGAUCUACGGCCUUUGCAGAGCUUCUAAGGUUAAUGGUGCGUUGAAGCUUUUCAUGGAUAUGCAUAACAAGGGUCUAUCACCUGACUCUGUUACUUAUGGGACAUUGAUUGAUGGGCUUUUCAGGGCUGCCAGAGAAGAGGACGCACUGAAGAUGUAUGACCAUAUGUUGAAGCAUGGGUGCCAACCUAGCUUUGAAAUUUGUAAAGCAAUUAUGACUUGGUUGUCGAGAAAUAGGAAGGUCUCACAGGCUUUCAGUUUUUAUUUGGAUUUUUUAAAGAACCUUCGUGGCAGGGAAGACGAUUCAAUCAAUGCUUUGGAGGGAUAUUUUGUCAGAGGAGAAGUGGAACUUGCAAUUCAAGGUUUACUAGAACUGGACUUGAGGUUUAGAGAUUUUAAUUUAGCUCCGUAUACAAUUCUACUUAUUGGAUUUUGUCAGGCAAAACAAUUAGAUGAAGCAUUGAUUGUAUUUUCCGUUCUCGAUAAGCUCAAUAUCAAUAUCAAUCCUCCAAGCUGUGUAUAUUUGAUCGAAGGUCUCUGUACAAAAGGAAGGCUGGAUGAUGCAGUAAACAUCUUUCUUUACGCUCUUGACAAAGGUUUUGCGUUGCAGUCAAGAAUUUGCGAGCGGCUCUUAAAGUGUUUAUUUUGUUCCCCAGAUAAAAGGGAUUAUGCUAUUGAUCUUGUUCGUAGGAUGAAGUCUUCUGGAUAUCGUCUAAAUUAUUUGGUUGGUACAAACGCAGCAUUUACGUAGCAGGAGAAGCAAUACAAAUUGAUUUUGAUAGAGAUUAACACUAACCGAUCAAGAUGAAUGAUUUGCUUGAUUCAGCUCUUUGCACAUCCCCAUCAAGGAAAGAGAAGAUAUUAUGAAUCAGGAGACCCAAUAUUCUUUCUAAUGAGCCAAAGUGCUUAUGUUGCUGGGGAAAUUUCUUUUGCUUUGAUAUUUUACGUGCUUGUCACACUUGGUGAAUGACCCUUCGCAUCAGGCAUUUUUGGGUUUCUUGUUUGUUGUACGCUUCAUUACAUUUCUCCCUCGGUAUUUUCAAAAGCUUUUCUGCUAACCUUAGCAUGGAGGAGGGAAAGAAGACUGCCAUUGUCCAUAUGGGUGUUCUUGUGGUGAUAAAUCAUUGUACACCAGCAGGCAAUGACGAAUUUCUUAAGGACAGUCACUAUCUGAUGCUGAAUGAGAACGUGCUAUGAAUAAAAUUUCAUGGGGUUCCAAAUGGAUUGCAGGUCUUUUUCACAUUUUAACUUAAAAUGAUAAAAUUUAGUGAUGUUUCGGCAAUUAUCUGUUUUUAUAUCAAAGGAAGACAUUCAGUUGCUUCAGUAUAACAUAUCAAAAGCUAGGUUUAGUUUUUCAUUUCUAUCUAGGUUGCUUAUUGUUAUGAUUUUCUUUGCAAAUGAAUUCUAUGCUCAGAUUGUUGAUUGCUUAUGUAACCUCAUGUUCUGAUGUGGUUUAUAUAGUCUGGCAAUCACAGCUCAAUUCCCAUAAGAGCCAGCCACAAAGCAUGCACAGAUGUCAAAUAUGUAUUAGGAGCCUACGGAAAAGUCCUUUAUUAGAUAUGUAUGAUGCAAAACCCCAAUAGGGUUAACAUUAUAAUUAUUUAUUACUCUAUAAUUUAGUUUCUAUUUGAGAAGCGGAUUCUGACCACUAAUCCCCACUUAUGACUUAUAUUGUCAUCAAUUUAACAUGUUUUCUGUUGCAAAA
Messenger RNA from Vigna unguiculata (cowpea), 3317 nucleotides. Its product is annotated as Pentatricopeptide repeat (PPR) superfamily protein. The record is from RefSeq and is a predicted model, not a curated record. Gene Ontology annotation, molecular function: mRNA binding; protein binding. Lineage: Eukaryota; Viridiplantae; Streptophyta; Magnoliopsida; Fabales; Fabaceae.